GCUCGACUCGUCCUUCCAAUUGCAUUGAUUCACUCCAUGCUGAGCAAGCUGUGCUCGUCCAUUGGGGAUUCGUGCAGGCCCACUUUGACGACGACCACUCCCAGGGUACGGAUCCGUAAGAGGUUCCAAGGCUCUGACCGCCCGAAAUUCCAUUCUACAGCACCCAGUUCAAUUUCCCGAAAGGACUUCCCGCCCCAGGAUCACCACCAUCUGCCUUGUUGCCGGUGGGUGGUUAUGUGGCGGCGCUCCUUGUCCAACUCCUCCUUUCCAUGAGCUCAGGGCAGCAUAUGCAAAUUUGUUUGAUUACUUCUAUUUCCAACACUCUCUUGAAUGAUUAUAGACAUCUCAACGGCCUAGCCAGGACUGUCAGUGCCAGGCGAUACAACCUUUGGAGACCGAGGCAUCGGCGUGCCUGUAGCGUCCCAUCCACUCCUUUCAAGCGGCGACGAAGACCUCGAGGUCCAGCAGCAAAUCAGCUAGUAGCUGUUUCUGCUCGUCGAGCACUCCAUUCAUUUCCCAGGCCAUUCACUGCAGCUCUCAUGGCUUCUAGCGAGGUUCGGCGCCGUGGCGCAUCCAUCAAAACCACAUCUAUCGAUGCUAUGUUAGCUGAGACGAGCUCCAAUGCGGGAGGCAGCACCAUCGUUUGCGAUGACCAACAUUCAGACAUUGCUUCUAUGCCACCGCCGCGUGUCGGAAGAAGCGACAGUUCUUCUAAAGAUAGCCAGUCGGAUUUCACGCUUCAGCCGUGGAGGAGCUCAGCACCUCCCGUCUCCUCCGCAAGUGAAACAUUCGAAACGCGCUCGACGCGAUCCAGCUCAACAGCCUCUCGGAAUGCCAAUCGUCUCUCUCUGACGCUGCCUGUUGCUCCUGCGAACAGCAUGCCAUCAAGACCAACACCGACCUCGAUUCCCCCAACGCCUACAGAAACCAUUGGUUCGACUAUGGCGUCGCCCGUGGAUCCCAACGAUUUCAUAGUAGCAAUCGCUGCGCAAGAACGUCGCGUCCUGGAGCUCCGAGAAGAACUCAGCAGAGCAGAGGCCGAGCUCAAAACACUGAAGACGAGGUGGAAUUCUUCAGAAGCGCAUAAGAUCAGAACUACAAUCCGGAAACGAGAGCCUGUACGGCCCGUGCCUACUGGAGCGGACGCUCUUGGUGCGAGUGACAGUCCCACCAAUCGCCGCAGCCUUGACAUUGAGCGCAAAAAGGCCCUGCUCUUGGCUAACGGAACACCGAGAGAAUUUAAGAGGAGAGUCAUGCGUGGCGGGCAUACGCGGACAUUAUCUCUGCUCUCACCAACAAAAUCCGAGCACGAUAUUUCUAUUCAUAAUGACGUUGAUACAUUACGAUCCCCAGAUGCCCUAAGAUCUUCUCCAGAUUUCCCGCCGGUACAUCUGACCAAGCGUGCUACGUGGGCACCACGACAAUCGUCGCCGCCAAAUGGAGUGAAACAGAUAGCCCAGGACUUCAGACAAGGCUUGUGGACGUUUGUGGAAGACCUUAGGCAGGCCACUGUAGGCGACGAGGGAAUCUCGGCAACAUCGAACAGGACCAGUGAAUUCCCAGCAAAGCCAAACAGAGCCAAUUCGGAUCAAGAUACUAUUCGUCCUUCUAAUGCCAACAGAGGCCGUAUUCCUUUCGCCACGGAUUCCGAGAGUCAGAUGGAGAUUCCGAGAAAGGCUUCGCCGGGCAGUUUCCAAGACCGCGCAAGUCAGAAUCAAAGAACGCAGUCUAAGCCGGACUACAAAGCUAGGAAACAUUUCUCCUGGACGCCCCUGACAUUUGACGAUUUGGGCGACGACGACUGGUCGAAUUGGGACUCGCCAUCUAUAAAGACCUCGCGAUGGAGUGGGAGCACUGUGAACGGGGAUAUCAUUCCCGCUGUUCCCGAGAAAGUUGUUGAAAACGAGGCUACUUUAAAAAAGCGAUCGAGCAGCGAUUUACGAUCCCCCUCACCGCAGACACCUGGCAAGCUUGGCGAGAUCCCGUCUGCGCUGCUAAACAGCCUCACGCCUAGCAAUAUCAAGAGGUUCUCAUCAGACUUCAUUAAGGAAUGGGAAAGGAGUUUGUCGCCCCCAGCCGAUUCGAGCACGUUCGAGCCCAGCUGGGAGAGCAUUAAGGACAAGGCUCACUGACGUUUCAUGCGCAUCAUAUGCAUGGAGUCGCCCCUGCUGCGGUGGGAGCUCUAUGAACUU
Molecule: messenger RNA, 2192 nt
Organism: Truncatella angustata
Lineage: Eukaryota; Fungi; Ascomycota; Sordariomycetes; Amphisphaeriales; Sporocadaceae
Exons: 2
Coding region: 270-2132 (620 amino acids)
Source: RefSeq, a predicted model, not a curated record